GAACUGCUGCUGUCAGCACGCUCGCUCUCAUCCGGGCAAUUUUCAGCAGACGUGUUGUCAUGUGAUCUAGAUUCAGCCAUCUUGUGGAUACGAAACGAGAGACGCCACUCGCACACAAACUCAGCGCUGUCAGUAAAAGCAGAGACUUUCAAGGAAAAAUGGCAGAAACCCAGACACUUAACUUCGGACCAGAAUGGCUCCGCGCCCUGUCUGGUGGAGUGGGUAGCAGCAGUGUGGCCUCCCCUCCGCUCUCACCCGCAUUGCCAAAGUAUAAACUCGCAGACUAUCGCUAUGGGAGAGAAGAGAUGCUAGCACUUUAUGUAAAGGAUAACGUGAUUCCGGUAGAUCUUCAUGAUAAGGAAUUUCUACCUAUUUUACAAGAGGAGCCCCUGCCACCAUUGGCAUUAGUCCCAUUUACAGAGGAGGAACAGAGAAAUUUCUCCAUGUCUGUAAACAGUGCAGCAGUACUCCGUCUGACAGGAAGGGGUGGAGGGACGGUGGCAGGGGCACCCAGAGGCCGAAGUUCUUCACGGGGGCGAGGAAGGGGCAGAGGAGAUGGAGGGUUUUACCAAAGAAGUUUUGAUGAUGUGGAGGGAGGUUUUGGCCGUGGAGGGAGAGAGAUGCAUCGCUCCCAGAGUUGGGAGGAGAGGGGAGACAGAAGGUUUGAAAAGCCAGGUCGAAAAGAUCCAGAUGGAGCACCAGCCCAUUUUCCUCUCAAUCACAUACGAGCAAACUAUGAGGAUGCUGCUGCAGGGAACGGUCGAAAGCACGAGUUCAUUCGCUCAGAGAGUGACAACUGGCGCACGUCUCGAGAUGAGCAGAAUGGUGAGGAUGAUGAUGGGGGCUGGAGGCUUGCAGGUUCUCGUCGGGAUAAUGAACGAUGGUGUCCUCCAAGUCCAGAUGCCCCACGAUCAGCAGGGUGGCGGGAACACCCGGAUCAACGUCGGCGCUUCCCUUUCGAUGCAAGAGGUGAAGAUGGCAGUUACCGUAGGCCUCGGUCGGGCAGCGGGAGUGUAGAAGAGGAGAGAGACAGUUUGCCAGAAUGGUGUCUGGAAGAUGCAGAGGAGGAGACAGGGACAUUUGACUCCUCUGGGGCCUUCCUCUCACUUAAGGUGAGGGCGUUGGAAAAAGCUCCUAAGGAGCCAAUCCUAGAAGAGGCGGAGCUGGACUUCCGGCCACUAGAGGAGAAUGAAGAAUGCACAGAAAAGGAUGACAGUGAAUCAGAACAAACCAAAGAUACUGACACAGAAAGUAGACGUGAGAUUGACCGAAAUGAAGAAGGCAGUAAAUCGGAAGAGCCAUCACCAGUUGCUGUACCGUUUCCAGCAGUAGUAACACCUCCCAAGGCUGCAACCCCAGCUCCAAUUCCAUCUGUGCACCCGGAGCAGGCUGUAGAAAGUGAGAGACCAUUGGAGAGAACGACGGUACCAGAACUCAGACCUGAACUCAUUAAAGCACCACUACACACAACCCUACCAAAUAGCAUUGUGGAGGCCAUUUCCAUACCGCAUGUCACAAACACUUUCCCAGAUCUUCCUGUCCCGAUACCUUCGGUGCUGCCCGUUCAGUCGGUGCCCACUCAAGCUCAGCAGGUCAAGCCUUUGGAGAUGCCAGUGGCUUUGGCUCCUGCUCUCCCCCACUCCACGGGCAUUGUGGGCCCUAUCAGCCGGCCCUCUGCCCUGCCCUCUGACAUGGAUGAGGAUGAGGGACUCAAGCACUUUGAGCAGGAAGCCGAGAAAAUGGUGGCAUACCUGCAGGACGGCGGUGUGGACGAUGAGCGUUUGGCAACUAAGAUUGGUCACAAACCCACAGCUCUUCCCAUUACCCAUGAGGCUGCAUUCAAAUGGUUUUACAAAGAUCCACAGGGAGAGAUCCAAGGACCAUUUAAUAACCAGGAGAUGUCGGAGUGGUUUCAGGCAGGCUAUUUCACCAUGACCUUGCAGGUGAAGCGAGGCUGUGACGAGAUCUUCCAGCCCCUCGGAGAGAUGAUUAAGUUGUGGGGGCGAGUGCCCUUUACACCCGGCCCCACACUAGCCCCCAUACUGGGAGAUGCAGAUCAAGAGAGGAUGAAGAGACAACAGGAGAUUAAUGCUCUAAAUAUGUAUCAGCUACAGCAGCUGCAAUAUCAGUACUUACUCAGGCAACAGUAUGCUUUGGCUCAGCAGAAAGUUUUAAGCUCUGCACCUCCUCCACAACAGCAGCAGCUCAAUCUCCUCCUCCAUCAGGCGCUCAAGAUCAGAACGCCAGAGCCGCAACAGAGCCUUUUACCUCCUGUCACACGCUCCAUGUCGGUGCCAGACUCGGGAUCUGUUUGGGAAAUGCAGAACCCUUCCACUCAGGCAUCCUGUUCUCCAAACAUGCAGCCCGCCACUCCCAGCACUUGGGAAGGGAGUAGCGUAUGGGAUCUGCCACUAGACUCCAUGCCUCAAGCGUCUUCCAUUGAACAGAUGCAGCUGGAGAAAGCCAAAGCUUUGAAGCUUGAGAUGGAGAGACGGGAGGCAGAGCUUCGGGCCAAAAGGGAAGAGGAGGAGAGGAAGCGACUGGAAGAGGCACUGCGUGCUAGACAAGAGGAAGAGCGGAAACGUUUGGAGGAAGAAGAGCUGGCACGGCGCAAGCAGGAGGAGGCUCUCCAGAGGCAGCGGGAGCAGGAGGAGGUGCAGCGGCGGAAGAAAGAGGAGGAGGAAAGGUUAGCUCAGGAGGAGGCACUCCGUCGGCUGGAGGAGAGGAGAAGAGAAGAGGAGGAGAGGAGACAAAGGGAAGAAUUCCUCCGCAAACAGCAGGAAGAGGAGCGGAGGAAACAGGAAGAGCUGGAAGCUCAGAGGCGGCGUGAGGAAGAGAAGAGGUUAGAAGAGGAGGCAGCGGCCGCGGCAGCAGCAUUAGCAAGGCAACAGCAGGAGGAGCAGAAGAGGAGAGAGCAGGAGAUGCAGAGGCAGCAGGAGCUACAGAGGCAGCGGCAGCAACAGCAGGAGGCGCUCCGUCGCCUGCAGCAGCAGCAGCAACAACAGCAGCUCGCGCAGAUGAAGCUCCCCUCAUCCUCUAAGUGGGGUCAGCAGUCAACCACAGCAAACACCCUCUCACAGUCUCAAAAUGCCCUGUCGCUCGCUGAAAUCCAGAAACUGGAGGAGGAGAGAGAACGACAAACACGAGAAGAGCAAAGACGACAGCAGCAGGAGCUCCAGAGGACACAGCAGCAGCAACCUCAGACAAAGCUCUCAGGCUGGGGCAAUGUGGCCAAGCAGCCAGCGGCUACCAAGUCUCUGCUGGAGAUCCAGAGAGAGGAAGCGCAACAGAUGAAACAGCGGAAGGAACAACAACAGCAGCAGCAGCAGCAGCAGCAACAACAACAACAGCAACCGCAACCGCAACCGCAACAGCAACAGCAGCAGCAGCAGCAACAACACUCAACUGUUUCCCAGCAAAACCGCACACAGAACCAAGUGGCCCUCAAUACAUCAUCAGUGUGGGGUUCUGUUAAUAAUGUCGGCUCGAACUGGAUGAUGGACAGCAGUGUCUGGGGUGACGCUCAGAACUCUAAUAUUGGCUUCUGGGAUGAAGCUGUAAAGGAGGCCGCCCCACCUCAGGCUACACGCAAGAGCCACAAUCAGAAAAACAAGGGCAACGCUAACCUCGGUAAUAGCAGCAGUGGUAAAGCCAGUAAAAAGGUGGAAGAGGAAGAAAAGCUACUGAAACUGUUCCAGGGAGCCAAUAAGAACCAGGAUGGCUUUAUGCAGUGGUGUGAACAGACUCUACACACUCUCAACACGGCUAAUAACCUCGACGUCCCCACCUUUGCGUCGUUCCUGAAGGAAGUGGACUCGCCGUAUGAGGUGCACGACUAUGUGAGAGCCUACUUGGGCGACACUCCACAGGCCAAGGACUUCGCCAAGCAGUUCCUAGAGCGCCGUGCCAAACAGAACGCUAACCAGCAAAAACCUCAGCAGGGCCAGCAGCAAAAACAGCAGGACUCCUUGUGGGGAAUGAGCCAAGUGUCACAGUCAGUCCUGCACCAACAACAACAGCAGCGGUUUGAGACUGUCACCUCGGGCAAGAAGAAGAAGAAACAAAAGAUGGUACGGGCCGACCCGAGCCUUCUAGGUUUUUCUGUCAAUGCCUCAUCUGAGAGACUCAACAUGGGCGAGAUUGAGACUGUGGAAGACUUUUGAGGCCUGCUGAUCAACAAGCUCCCCCUACUGACAGUUUCCAUUCUGAACAGCGUCCCUUAUAUUCUCCUCAACCCUGUUCCUCUCUUCUGUUUUUUUUUUUUUUUUUUUUAUCCUCAAUUCUUUGAUUUGGAGUAGAUUCGGGGCAGCAAGAUUUCUUUCCUCCCUAAUCCAGAGGAAACCACAGUUGCAAUAACAUCGCUGCCCCAUGGCCACGAAAAGAACCAAACACAGCGCCCUGAGAAGAGGAAGAGAGAGGCUUGCUUCUGCAGGAGAGGAGUCAACCAGUUUCACAGUGUCCCUCCACCAAGAUAGAGCGUCUGCUCACGAUCAUGCUCAUCUCCCGACUGGUGUUUCUUUAAGUGUGAAUAAAAGGAGUGCAGAGGAAAAAAAUUAUGUAUUAUC
Messenger RNA from Onychostoma macrolepis, 4565 nucleotides. It is a transcript of the gene gigyf2, whose product is annotated as GRB10 interacting GYF protein 2. The record is from RefSeq and is a predicted model, not a curated record. Lineage: Eukaryota; Metazoa; Chordata; Actinopteri; Cypriniformes; Cyprinidae. Gene Ontology annotation, molecular function: protein binding. Gene Ontology annotation, biological process: insulin-like growth factor receptor signaling pathway. The coding region runs from base 159 to 4163 and encodes 1334 amino acids. Gene Ontology annotation, cellular component: membrane; proximal dendrite; vesicle. The transcript has 29 exons.